GCGACGGGCGAGCCAAUGGGAGAGGGGCUUGGGGUUGCCAUGGGAAACCGACAGCGGCAAGAUGGCGGCCUCCGGAGACGGAGACGGAGGCGCCCACCCGCGGCGCUCGGAGCGGCCGGGGCGACCGCCGCGGGACGGCUACGGCGUCUACGUGUACCCCAACUCUUUCUUCCGCUACGAAGGCGAAUGGAAAGGGGGCAAGAAGCACGGCCGCGGGAAGCUGCUGUCCAAGGACGGGAGCUACUACGAAGGCGACUUCGUGGCUGGGGAGAUCGUGGGAGAGGGGCGCCGGCACUGCGCCACCUCAGGAGACACCUACUCGGGCCGCUUUGUCCUGGGAGAGCCUCACGGGCCCGGCUGCGUCGCCUACAGGACGGGCGGAUGGUACAAGGGGGAGUUCGGCUGCGGCGUCCGAGAAGGACUGGGAUGCCUGCAGGAUGCGCUGGGACAGGUGUACCGAGGGUCCUUCCACGAGAACCGGCGGCACGGCAGGGGACACAUGGUUUUCCAGAACGGUGACAGCUACGAAGGUGACUGGGUCAGGGACCAGCAGCAAGGCCAGGGGGAGCUCCGCUGCGCUGACGGCUCUGUCUACCAGGGCCAAUGGUUCUGCGGCGUCCUCAGUGGCCUGGGCAGCCUCACCCACUGCUCAGGGCUCACCUACCACGGGCUGUGGGUCAACGGGCAUCCAGUGGAGCAAGCCGUCAGGAUGGUGGUUCUGGGCCCUGAGGUGCUGACCGUGGGACCCGGCUCGACCUUCUCGCUGCGGGUCCAGCUGCAGCAGGACAGCGGGGACACUGCGGAGGGUGAGAACGGGCGGCUCCUGAGGGUCUCGGCCAGCAUCAGCCCCGAUCCAGGCAGCAGUUCCGAGUCAGAGUGCGUCUCUUCCCCUCUGGGGAACCCCUCUGGAGACCCAGAGCCCAGCGCUGACGCAGGAGAAAUCGCCCCAGGGCCACCUGAGGGUGAACUGCCUCUGGAGCUGGCAUCAGACACCUCAUGUGCUCCAGGAAACGCCCCCAGCAGCCUGCCUGAAACCUUUUUGCCGCUUGCCGGGGAGCAGAACUGCCUGCGGGCACAGCGUGGUCAUGCCCAGUUUGACCACCUCUGUCUGGGCACCCGCCCACUUGGGCGCCACCCUGUGCUUUUCUUCCAUGGAUCUACAGAGAAGGCUUGCGGACAAGAGUUGCCCAGGGCAUCCUCGAAUGGCAGCCGGCUGGACACGGCCAGACCAGGGUGGGCUGUGCCCCCAGGGGAGUAUACCAUCAUCGUGGAAGAUGUGACCAGCCCCCCGUUCCUUGGCCGCUCGCUGCCCGCUGCCUUUCAGCGCCUCCUCGUUUCUGCACCCGGGAGCAGUAAGGAUCCCCCCGGAUGCCCCACUGCGGGGACAGACUCUGAGGACCCCCACUGUACCUCCAUCGACAGGAUUCAAUAAAC
Messenger RNA from Suncus etruscus (white-toothed pygmy shrew), 1434 nucleotides. It is a transcript of the gene MORN1, whose product is annotated as MORN repeat containing 1. The transcript has 14 exons. The record is from RefSeq and is a predicted model, not a curated record. Lineage: Eukaryota; Metazoa; Chordata; Mammalia; Eulipotyphla; Soricidae. Bases 62 to 1432 code for a protein of 456 amino acids.